Messenger RNA from Hippocampus comes (tiger tail seahorse), 1582 nucleotides. RefSeq names its product betaine--homocysteine S-methyltransferase 1. The record is from RefSeq and is a predicted model, not a curated record. Gene Ontology annotation, biological process: L-methionine salvage. Gene Ontology annotation, cellular component: cytosol. NCBI's taxonomy places the organism in Eukaryota, Metazoa, Chordata, Actinopteri, Syngnathiformes, Syngnathidae. The coding region runs from base 118 to 1308 and encodes 396 amino acids. Gene Ontology annotation, molecular function: zinc ion binding; betaine-homocysteine S-methyltransferase activity. The transcript is spliced from 8 exons.
GGCUUCAACCCCUCCCCUAGUCGCAAUGGAUUUCAACAAGUGCUCUGACCCUUUUUAAUGUCUGCUUCAACCUGUCACAAAGUCUGAGCAAUCAGGGGUCCACGCAGCUCUGGGAAAAUGGCACCAGCAAAGGGAAUCUUGGAGCGUCUCAACGCUGGGGAAGUGGUGAUCGGCGAUGGCGGCUUUGUGUUCGCCCUGGAAAAGAGAGGCUACGUGAAGGCGGGUCCGUGGACCCCUGAGGCUGCCGCUGAGCACCCUGAAGCAGUGCGCCAGUUGCACAGGGAGUUCUUGAGGGCAGGGGCCAAUGUCAUGCAGACCUUCACCUUCUACGCCAGUGAUGACAAGCUGGAGAACAGGGGCCACAAGCAAAGCUACACCGGCGCCCAAAUCAAUGAGGCUGCCUGCGAUUUGGCCCGCGAGGUGGCCAACGAGGGCGACGCCUUGGUGGCGGGAGGCGUGUCUCAGACGCCAUCUUACCUGAGCUGCAAGAGUGAAGCUGACGUGAAGGCCACCUUUAAGAAGCAACUGGACGUUUUCAUCAAAAAGAACGUGGACUUCCUGAUUGCCGAGUACUUUGAGCACGUUGAGGAGGCCGUGUGGGCGGUGGAGGUGCUGAAGCAGACAGGAAAGCCUGUGGCCGCCUCUCUGUGCAUCGGGCCAGAAGGCGACAUGCACGGUGUCUCACCUGGAGAGUGUGCUGUCAGGCUCGUCAAAGCUGGUGCCCAGAUAGUGGGUGUCAACUGUCACUUCGACCCACUGACCUGUGUGAAGGCUGUCAAGAUGAUGAAGGCGGCUGUAGAGAAGGCCGGCCUGAAGGCUCACUACAUGGUGCAGCCUCUUGCCUUCCAUACACCUGACUGCAACUGUCAGGGAUUCAUCGACCUGCCAGAAUUCCCUUUCGGUCUGGAGCCGAGGAUUCUGACUCGCUGGGACAUGCACGAGUAUGCCAGGGAGGCCUACAAAGCCGGCAUCCGCUUCAUCGGUGGCUGCUGCGGAUUUGAGCCGUACCACAUCAGGGCUGUUGCAGAGGAGCUGGCGGCUGAGAGGGGAAUCGUGCCCCCUGGAUCGGAGAAACACGGAAUGUGGGGUGCCGGUCUGGAGAUGCACACCAAACCCUGGGUCAGAGCCAGAGCUCGUCGUGAUUACUGGGAGAAGCUGAAGCCGGCCUCUGGUCGUCCACUGUGUUCCUCCAUGUCCAGCCCGGACAGCUGGGGUGUUACCAAAGGCCACGCUGAGCUCAUGCAGCAGAAAGAAGCCACCACUAAGCAACAACUCAAGGAGCUGUUUGAGCGCUCAAAAACCCACUGAUUUAACAAGUGCCGCCCAUCCUCAGACCUGACAGCACAGAUUCACGGAAACACACGUGUGCAAAUCAGCAUUUUCACCCUGUUGACCACCCAGGGGGCCAGAACCUCAUUUGAAACUGCCACUGUUGUGUGCGUCUGCUGAUUGUAAACUGCUGUAGGGUUCAUGUGAAGCCACAGUGGCAGCUCAAGUAUGGAGAAAGCCCCUUUAAGAUCGGGAUCUUUUUAUUUUCCAUGAAACAAGACCACUUUGUAAAAUAAAAACAGAUCUAACAGAA